Molecule: messenger RNA, 222 nt
Organism: Thelazia callipaeda (thelaziosis nematode)
Lineage: Eukaryota; Metazoa; Nematoda; Chromadorea; Rhabditida; Thelaziidae
Source: the annotation of a GenBank genome assembly
AUGAAGUGCUUGCAAGUCUGGCCAAAGUUAAUUGGAUGCCUCCAUUCCUUUGGCUGGGGUGGUUCAUUUCAUAUGAGGUGGCUUACGUGGUUCUUGCACUACUAUGGGCAAAGUUUGGGAACCCAGCCUUCUAUAAGUGAGGAAGUUGAGUGUUGUAAGGGCGUCGUAUUGGUGUAUGUCACAUUUAUGACCUUACUGAUUGAAGGGAGAAGUGGAGGAUAG